Messenger RNA from Neltuma alba, 699 nucleotides. RefSeq lists its product as uncharacterized. Lineage: Eukaryota; Viridiplantae; Streptophyta; Magnoliopsida; Fabales; Fabaceae. The coding region runs from base 1 to 699 and encodes 232 amino acids. The transcript has 4 exons. The record is from RefSeq and is a predicted model, not a curated record.
AUGGCAGACAAAUUAGGAAACGAAAAUACCAGCUGGGUAGAGAAGGUGUUCUUCUUCUUCUUCUUGUUUUUGUUUUCUGUGCGGAUGAUAAUAGCAGAUCAAGACACAGUUAUCGGUCAUAGUCAUAAACUUGAGGUUGAUAAACUUUUGAAGAAGUUGAAUAAACCAGCUGCUAAGUCCAUUAAGUGUGCCUCGGUAUUUAUUAAAGGAAAUAAAUAUUAUGGAGGCAAGGGAGCCAUGAACGUUUGGAAUCCUAAUGUUGAACAAUCCCAAGAAUAUAGUCUCUCUGCAACAUGGGUUGGAAGUGAUGCUGAUCGUGAAAAUAUCGAAGUUAUUGAAGCUGGUUGGCAGAGUGAUUCAAGUAAGAACACGGGAUGCUAUGAUCUUCUUUGUUCUGGCUUUGUUCAAGUUUACUCUGCAGUAGCUUUGGGAAGCAGCAUCAUGCCCUUAUCCCUAUACAAUGACACUAAUUCCCAGUAUCAAAUCACCAUUACCAUCUGGAAGGAUAAAGGCGAUGGAGACUGGUGGAUGCGAUAUGGCACUGAUCAAAUUGUGGGAUAUUGGCCUUCCUCUUUGUUCUCAAGUCUAUCAGACAGUGCAACAGUGAUAGAGUGGGGAGGUGAAGUAGGAAACUCAGGAACUAAUGGACAACACACAACAACACAAAUGGGAAGUGGGCAUUUUGCAGGGAAAAGCUAG